AGGAACUUUCCAUCAGCAUAUCAGUGUCCAACUCCCAGAUACAAGAAAAUGUGGAUAUCAGUUCAGUGUAUCAGAUCUUUGCAGACGAGGUCCUCGGCUCCGGACAGUUCGGGAUCGUUUACGGAGGAAAACACAGGAAGAGCGGCAGAGACGUCGCGAUAAAAAUCAUCGACAAAAUGAGGUUUCCCACCAAACAGGAGAGUCAGCUGAGGAACGAGGUGGCCAUUCUCCAGAACCUCCACCACCGCGGUGUCGUCAACCUGGAGUGCAUGUUUGAGACGCCUGAACAGGUGUUUGUCGUCAUGGAGAAGCUCCACGGCGACAUGUUGGAGAUGAUUUUAUCCAGCGAGAAGAGUCGACUCCCUGAGCGUCUCACCAAGUUCCUGGUCACACAGAUCCUCGUGGCCCUCAGACAUCUUCACUUCAAGAACAUCGUCCACUGUGACCUGAAGCCCGAGAACGUCCUCCUGGCCUCAGCAGAACCGUUUCCUCAGGUGAAACUCUGUGACUUCGGCUUCGCUCGCAUCAUCGGGGAGAAGUCUUUCCGUCGCUCGGUGGUCGGCACUCCGGCUUAUUUGGCGCCUGAGGUUCUUCGCAGCAAAGGCUACAACCGAUCCCUGGACAUGUGGUCGGUCGGCGUCAUCGUCUACGUCAGCCUGAGCGGGACGUUUCCCUUCAACGAAGACGAAGAGAUCGACCACCAGAUCCAGAACGCCGCCUUCAUGUACCCGCCCAACCCCUGGAAGGAGAUCUCCGAGCAGGCCACAGACCUGAUCAACAACCUGCUGCAGGUGAAGAUGAGGAAGCGCUACAGCGUGGACAAGUCGCUGAGUCACCCCUGGCUGCAGGACUACCAGACCUGGCUGGACCUCAGGGAGUUUGAGACCCGUCGAGGCGAGCGCUACAUCACCCAUGACAGCGACGACGCCCGCUGGGAGGAGCACGCCGACGAGAACGGGCUGCACUACCCCAAACACUUCAUCAUGUCACCAAACUUGGACGACAUGGAGGAGGACCCCUAGUGGCUGCAAGAGGAUGGACGCUUCCUACGAUGAAGCAGCAGACCCCCGAGGAGUCCCUCAGCUGCUGCAGUGGUCGCUAUGAAGACCUUGGUCACUGUCACCAUGGAGACAGACAGCUGUCGGCAUGGCAGCACGGGACAAUGUGGGCGACGAGGCCGUGCUGGUCAGGUACACGGUGAGAAAUCAGGUCCAGAGGAAGUUUUCAAUGCAUUUCAUCUUUUUCCAAUUCUUUUUUCUACAAACUGUAAAAAACAUCCUGAGAACUGAAGAUUUAAUAUUCAGACUUUUAAAAACCGCUCGAUCUUUUCUUCCUGUUGAGACAGAGAAACGCUCAACGAACGACAAAACCAGAGACUUAAUGUUCGGACAGAAUAUUUUCACUACGUGAUUCUUCUCAUGAAGCUGUUUCACACAUUUAGUUCAACAAACGCAGAAGAAACAAAUACGUCUGAAAGAAAUUGUGACUUUUAUGUUUUGUUGAUGUUUUUGUUGUUUGCACUUUUGGGGGAAAUCUUUUAAAAAUGAGAAAUUCACUUUUUUGUUCUUCUGUAAUAUGACAAAACAUUUUCUGAAGUUUCUGAAGAUUUUGGUUUUGUUUUCUAAGAUGAGGAUGAAACUUUACACAAAUCAAUCUGCGAUCGUCGUGUCUGAGAAAAAACAACAACCGGACUCUCGAGCAUCAUUGAUCCAGAUCUGAUUCCAGCCUGAGAAUUUCAUUUCACGUUUUAUAUUUUUGCAAGAGACUUUGUGUCGUGUGGAUGAUUUCAGUGACUCUGAGAAACGGAUUCUACAUCGUCUGGUAUCUUCAGUUCAAUAAAAUCCUGUAAUUUCUUUGAAAUGUUUGAGUCAGACUCAUCAAAUUAAACAAAGCAGGAUGUUUG
Molecule: messenger RNA, 1903 nt
Organism: Paralichthys olivaceus (Japanese flounder)
Lineage: Eukaryota; Metazoa; Chordata; Actinopteri; Pleuronectiformes; Paralichthyidae
Source: RefSeq, a predicted model, not a curated record